GCGAGCUAGUUACGCAUUACUUAACGGCCCCAAAGUGGGAGGGGGAUGCUUGUCCGUUGUAGUUGUGAAGCAGCAAACGCUUGGAAAGCUGCGAAGCAUCAGCAGCAGGUUAAGCAGGUCUCCAGUGGAGGAAGAUUGUUAGUUUUUCUUACUCGCUGUAGUGAACGACUGAACGUGGUUCGGUUCGCGGGAGAGCUUGCGAGUGAGUGAUAAGUGCUUAUCCGUAUCGAUAAAUACGUCCGUUGGCAUACUGAUAACUGCCGUUGAUUGCGAUCGAAUGUAAGGGUGGCCAAAAAUAAAAGCUUGCCUCCCACCCGACGCGCUCAGCUGGUUAAGUUGUGUGGAUCGUUUUUCACGAUGAAUUAGCUCUUCUCUGGAGGCAGGACGUGAUACACGGCAGGACCCGCACGAUUGGCCACGCUCCAAAGGUCAGCUCGUGAUGCGAGCGUAAGAAAACACACAAGCAGGCUACCAGCGUGCUAUUAUCUCGGUGUAGUCGUACGCGCGCGAGCUCUAAUCGCAAAAGGAAGGCGCGAGUCAUCACCCAUCGAAACACGUUCCACCAGUGGGGCUGUGGCGCGAUUUCAGUUCAUCGAUAGCAUUCAUCGAACUCGGCCAUCCGUGUAGCUCGCUUCAAAAGCGGCCACCGUCUUGAAGCUCGAGCCCUUUUGGAAAGGAAACUAAAUCGCCCGACCGCAAGUGAGGGAGAAAGUUACAUUACGCCACAAUUGCAAUCCCGUACAAAACCCGCGACAAAGGUCCGCAACAUGCCGUCGAACAGUGGAACCAUUAACAAAGACCUGCAGGCGGAGCGGGACAAGUGCACUUUCAACAACGAGGAGUUUACCCUGUGGUGGGUCGGUGGGGAAACAAAGCUGAAAGAGAAACGAUUCCGAGAGGACUUCUUUCUCAAUGAUCCCGAGCUGCGGGAGAAAGUGCCUCUGCACUUCCUUUCCCACAAGGAGCUGUACGAGGAAUCGGUACGCAAGGCUACGGUUGCGUUCCGCAAGGUUCGCAAGCUGCAGGAAAUGGGACAGGACGGUGUGGACAAUUACUCUGCCUUGUUAGGUGGACUGCUUGGUACGGGCAUUCUGAAGCAGGGCAAUCCACUAACCGUGCACUAUGUGAUGUUUUUGCCGGCCAUCCUCGGGCACGGUACACCGGAACAGCAAGCCGAGUGGUUCGGACGCGCCUGGAACUGUGAGGUGAUCGGGACGUACGCACAGACCGAGCUCGGCCAUGGAACGUUCCUGCGAGGACUGGAAACGACGGCCACGUACGACGAGCGCACGAAAGAGUUUGUGCUUCACAGUCCAACACUAACCGCGUACAAGUGGUGGCCGGGAGGAUUGGCACAUACGGCCAACUAUUGCGUGGUAAUGGCGCAGCUGUACUCCAAAGGAAACUGUCACGGCAUUCAACCGUUCAUUGUGCAGCUGCGUGACGAAGAGACGCACAUGCCGUUGAAAGGCAUUACGAUCGGUGAGAUCGGCAACAAGUUGGGCAUGAACGGUGUGAACAAUGGGUUCCUUGGGUUCGAUCACGUGCGCAUUCCCCGGAAGAACAUGCUGAUGAAGAACGCCAAACUGUUGGAGGAUGGUACGUUCGUGAAGCCACCGUCGCAAGCACUCACCUACGGUACGAUGAUGUUUGUGCGAGUUGUGAUCUGUCGUGAUAUGGCGGCUUACUUGUCGAAAGCGGUAACGAUCGCGGUACGCUACUCGGCCGUACGCCGACAGAGUCACAUUAACCCGGACCAACCGGAAGUGCAAGUGAUCGACCACUUGACGCAACAGUACAAGCUGUUCCCGGCCAUCGCCAAGAGUAUCAUCUUCAAGCUAACGUCCGACAAUCUGUGGGAGAUGUACAAUCAGGUAACGUCCGAGCUGGACAAGGGUGACCUGGAACGGUUGCCCGAACUGCACGCGAUUGCCUGCUGCCUGAAGGCCAUCACGACGGCAGAUGCGGCCACCGGUGUUGAGGCUUGCCGACUGGCGUGCGGUGGCCACGGCUACAUGACGUGCUCCAACUUUUACGGUACCUACGGCAUGGUGACGGCCGCUUGUACGUACGAGGGCGAGAAUACGGUGCUGCUGCUUCAAACCGCACGCUACUUGAUGAAAGCUUGGCAGCAGGCACUCCGUGGACAGGAGCUGGUGCCUACCGUGCAGUAUUUGGCUCGGUUUUUGAGCAGCAACAGCCGGCGCAUGGAGUGGGACGAUUCGAUCGGUGGAAUUAUACGCGCACUGCAAACCGUCGCCGCUGGUAAAUUGCGCCUUGCCGCGGAACACAUUGAGCAGCGUCAGAAGCGUGGCGCGACGCUGGAGGAAGCAACGAACCAAACGUCGAUCGAGCUGGCACGCACAGCCGACGCCCACUGUCGAGCCUUCUUGGUGCAGUCCGGGUUCGAGAUGAUCGAAAAGGGUUGCGAGACUGUGUCGCCCGAAGUGGCCAAGGUGCUGCGCACCAUUUACCAUCUGUACGCGUACGAUGAAGCACUGAAGGCGCUUGGAGAUUUGCUACGGUUCACCACCAUAUCCGAGAGUGACAUUAAUCGACUGCAGGCAAAGCUGGAAGCGGCACUUGCGGAACUGCGCCCGAACGCGGUCGGUAUCGUUGAUUCGUUUGACAUACCGGACGAUGUGCUGGGAUCACCGCUCGGUGCCUAUGACGGCAACGUUUACGAGCGACUGUACGAGGAGGCGAAAAAGAGUCCGCUGAAUCAGGAACCGGUAAACCAAUCAUUCCACCUGUAUCUGAAACCGUUCAUGAAGUCAAGCCUUUAAAGAUGGGUAUGCCUCUUAUCAGUAAACAUCGUCGCAUUAUAGCCCUCGUUCGGUGUUCACGGCAAAGGAAGAGGGCACGAAAACAAACACUCUGGUGAUAGAUAAAGCUUUGGUUAUCGUACUACUAUUUUACUACAUUGCUACGGAAGAAGUCCUAUGAAUCCUUUCUUUUAGAGAUAUAUACACAUUUUACCACGAUGAACAAAGGGAUCGCAAAUGGUGCGUUUGCAUACAGUUUGCUAUGCAGUUGUUAAAUAUAAAUAAGCUAAAACAAAAAAACGAA
Molecule: messenger RNA, 3069 nt
Organism: Anopheles stephensi (Asian malaria mosquito)
Lineage: Eukaryota; Metazoa; Arthropoda; Insecta; Diptera; Culicidae
Product: probable peroxisomal acyl-coenzyme A oxidase 1
Exons: 8
Coding region: 768-2786 (672 amino acids)
Biological process (GO): fatty acid beta-oxidation using acyl-CoA oxidase; lipid homeostasis
Cellular component (GO): peroxisome
Molecular function (GO): acyl-CoA oxidase activity; fatty acid binding; FAD binding
Source: RefSeq, a predicted model, not a curated record